Molecule: messenger RNA, 4407 nt
Organism: Dicentrarchus labrax (European seabass)
Lineage: Eukaryota; Metazoa; Chordata; Actinopteri; Moronidae
Product: protein phosphatase 1D
Exons: 6
Coding region: 143-1864 (573 amino acids)
Biological process (GO): protein dephosphorylation
Cellular component (GO): cytosol; nucleus
Molecular function (GO): mitogen-activated protein kinase binding; protein serine/threonine phosphatase activity; cation binding
Source: RefSeq, a predicted model, not a curated record
GAGAAGAUAAACAAAAAGGAAGGAAGCCUUCGGCCAUACAAUCGCGGCAAAAAUCGGUUCAAAAAUUUAGCUUCCAGGCUACAGUUAGCAACUACAUGUGCCCCUUUAUUGCUUAGAUAGUUAACAUUAGGCGUUCACAAUCAUGGACGAGGCAAUAGUGUUUCGUAUGAGCGCAUUUUCCGAGCAAGGGGGGAGAAAAUACAUGGAGGAUGUUGUCGAGAUAAGAAUCGAGUACGAGCCGACGCCGUCGCCAGUGGAAGAUUAUCCAAAGUCGCAGAGACAUGGAGGACAGGGAAAAGCCGAGAGUGAACCCACCAAACAGACUGAACAUGAGACACACGACCAGAACGUCGCUGCCGAGUCUGGUCCGGUUUCUGCAAUGUGGGUAGAGAACCUAUCUAACGAGGACAGUGGCAACAACAGUGUACCGGCAUCGGACGAAAAAGUCGCAGAGCAUGUAGUCGACACUCGGAAAUCUGUGGCGUUUUUCGCCGUGUUUGAUGGCCACGGGGGUCGAGAAGCGGCACAUUUCGCGAGAGAGAAUCUGUGGGAUUUGUUGAAGAGGCAGCGGGGCUUUUGGUCGACGGAUCACAGUGAAGUGUGUGCCGCUCUUCGGAAGGGCUUCAUCGCCUGUCACCAUGCAAUGUGGAAAGAGCUACCGGAGUGGCCAAAGACUAUUACUGGCCUGCCCAGUACAUCAGGCACCACAGCCAGCGUGAUUGUGAUCCGCGGGGUUCACAUGUAUGUUGCCCAUGUGGGGGAUUCAGCAGUAGUGGUUGGAGUGAAAGAAAAUGACUGUGAUAUCACGCUCCAGGCACUUGAAGUAACACAAGACCAUAAACCUGAACUUCCUAAAGAAAAAGAAAGGAUUGAACGAUUGGGUGGCAGUGUAAUGAAGAAAUCUGGGGUUAACCGUGUCGUGUGGAAGAGGCCCAGGCUGACCCAUAACGGCCCUGUGAGGAGGAGUACAGUCAUUGACCAGAUCCCCUUCCUGGCGGUGGCCCGAUCCCUCGGUGAUCUGUGGAGCUAUGAUUUCUACAGUGGGGAGUUUGUGGUUUCUCCAGAGCCUGAUACCACUGUGAUGACCCUUGACCCCAAACGCCAUCGCUACAUCAUCCUCGGCAGUGAUGGACUAUGGAAUAUGAUGCCACCCAAGAAUGCUGUCAAUAUGUGUUAUAGCCACGACAAAAUGGUGGGACCAAAGGGAAUGUCUUGCGCUCGCCGGCUGGGAUGCACAGCACUGCUGUUUUGGAAAGAACGGAUGCUGCGUGCAGACAACACCACGGUUAUCGUCCUGGCCCUACAGGAGCGCGGAGGCCCUCCUAUCCCUAUGCAUCGAGAUGAGAUUGUUGUCGACAUGGCUACAGGAAUUGACCACGUUCCAUACCCAGGAACUACUUACAACACAUGUGAGGUCCCAAAGCGGAGCGAUGCAGUGAAUGCUCCCUCCCCAUUAAAAGACAGUUCUACAACUCUGGAGCAGGCAUUUGGGCUGUAUGAAGCAGCUUUCUGUGCCACCGCACAACUCUUACCUGACGCUGACUCUGUGAGGGCCACGCUGGCCCCCUCAGAUGGUUCUGCGAAUGUUUUCGAAAAGCAAGACUCGACAACCCAAAUGGACUGUGCCGCCUCUGCUCCUCCGUUAAAAAGGUCUCGCCGCUCUCUGCAUCCCCCCCCUGAACUAAGAGGUCCUCACCGCCGGCUUGGCCGGUCCUCCAACAAAACCUUCCCCCAGGAGACGCCCCAUAGAAAUGUACAAAGUGAACAAACCCAACAAACUCGUGCACAAAAGGGAGAAAGAAGCUCCUCCGAGGAACGCAGUAUCCUACCACAGCGCCACAACUCUGCCUUGUGUGUGUGCUGAAUCUCAUAGAAACAGUGUUUUUGCCCUGCGACUAGAGGGAUGAUCUGCAUCGUUUGCUCAUGUAUCAGGUGUGCCACAGGCCUAUUCCUAGAUGUAUACUUUUUAUACAAAGUCUUUGUUUUUGUAAAUAUGUGAGGAAUUUGGGAUUGUAAAUGUGUUGCUGUUUUGACCUUUUCCUCUUGCUCUUCUUCCUGCCCCCUUCCUAAAUUUUAGUGUGACUUUAAAUUUUAGUCCUAUUCAGUCUGCACAAUCUAUUUUCAUACUCAUAAGUAUGUAUAGUAUUUCCAAAAGACGUAUUUUAAAGAAGAUAGAUCACUACAAUCUGAGAUAACAUCAGUUCACCACAUCUUCCAGUUUAGAUAUUUUGACUACUCGGAUGCUUUAACAUGCCAGUCUUUCCUUGAUGUGGGUUAAUUCCUCAGACCAGUUGUUUGGAAUCUUUCCUCUUAGAUCAGGAGUACCCAAACCUUUUCCCUCAAAAUGCCCAAACUGCAACUUUAUGAUGGACCACAGGCCAAAAGCAAACACCCAUAGUAUUUGAUUGUAAGAUGCUAAAUUGUACACCAGGAACUUCCUGCCCAAAGUGUCUCUAAACGCCUGCUCAGAUUCUGAAACGUAAUUUGAAAUUGAAGCGUUUGAAAUAGCAUUUUUAAGUCACACAAAACUGUACAAAGAGUGAUUUUCUAAAAGGAUUUUUAAAAUUAAAUUUGAAUUGUUUUUGCUAGAAACAUCAGAUUGUCCUUAUGGCAGGCCCCCUGGCCCCACUUUGGCCAACCCUGUCUUAGAUGAAAUAAUAGUGGUAAUAAGAGGGCACAAAAUAAUGGAAGAAAUUUGACGGCAAUGGUCUGAGGUAAUUAUCAUUGAAUUUAAAGCUUCAGUGUGUAAUAUUUAGGAGGCUCUAUCUGGAAUAUAAUAUUCAUUGUUUCAUUAGUGUAUCAUCAACUGAAAAUAAGAAUGUUUUUUUUUUUUAAAACUUAGAAUGAGUCAUUUUUAUCUACAGCCAUGUUGAACCACCAUUUUGACAUGCUCAAAACAGAAGCUGGGAAGGGGAGGGUGAAGUGAGGGAGUUGCCAUCUGCAACUACAUGGCUAGAUGCCACUAAAUCCUACACACUGGACCUUUUAAGUCUCUGUUAUUUGUGUUGUGUUUUUAACAGUGGCUAAUUAUGAACUGUCAGCUAAUUGGUGUAUGUUAUGCAUAACCUUUUGAGGAGGUAUUAAAGGGUCAAUUCACCCAAAUAAAAUAAAAAAAACGUGAAACACUUACCCUAGUAUCUAUCCGUGUAGAUACUGUAGAUAUGUGUAUGUUAGUGAACUGACCCUUUGGUGGUACUUUUUCUUUGCUGGAGAGUCCAUUCCAAGCAUCUCCUUGUUUAAUUUGGCCAAUUGAAUUACAGUCGUGUGGGCCUGUGUAGAAGUACAUUUGUUUAAAUGGUACAAUCAGAACAGUACAGGUUGUUGGGUAAUGGUACUGCAUGUUUAUGUAAGAGCAAUACCCGUGCCUCACUUGAAGGUGGUUUGGGGUCUGCUUCGGCCUUGAUUUUUUUAUUUGUAUAACGUCAAGUUCAGUUGAAGUGUCCACUAGGCACUAAACGCUAUUUCAAUAGGUCUUCCUCUUUGUUCUCAUAUAUUGUACCCUUGUGUAUGGUAUGCAUCUAUAACUUGUGUGUUUUUUGUUUUGUUUUUUAUAUUGUUUUCUUUACCCUUUUAUUGGAUAGGACAGCUAAAGAUAGACGGGAUAGGGGUUCGAGAGAGGGGGGAUGACACAUAGCAAACGGCCACAGGUCUGCUUCACUGCAGCAAGGACUCAGCCUUUGUACAUGGGGUGCCAUUUCUACCAGAUGAGCUACCCGGGCCCCCCUAUAACUUGUGUUUUAAUCUGCACAUAAAACACCUUAUGAUAUGUAUUUCGAGUGCGGGAAGCGCCUGAUUCAUAGAAUAUAGUAAGUUCUAACUUGUGUUAAUAUGGCAGCUCGGUUACUGUUCUAGCUGAUUCGUUUGCCUUCUUUUUACAUAAGUGUCAUGUUUGCCUUAGCACAAACUGAGUCAGAGGUGCUUUUCACGUGUUUUAAUAUUUGGGACUCAAGCUGUGAGGUGAGAAUCUCUCAAAUAUGUCAGUGUAGUAUGGCUGUGCCCCAGCUUCAGUUAUUUAUCAUGCACCUUCAGUUCCACAUCGGUGUCAUUUUACCGUUCACACUGCAGCAUACUAAACCUGCUCCUAAACCUGGUUGAUGUUUUUCAGUUAUAUUGCAGAGCAAUUUGUUGGUUUUGUACAGUGCGUCAAUAUGCAAUAGAAGUUUGUACAGUACAUUAUUAUGCAAAGUAAUUGGGUUUUUCAGGAGUCUGGCAUGCUCAGAUCUAUUCUGUAUGUUGUGGACUGUCCAGAGGUAAUGGAUGUUGAUGGGCAUGUGGUUUGUUUUUGACAAUUACAAUACUUGGGUCUGGCUUCAUAUCCACUGCAGCCAGCUUUCAGGACUAACUGUAGGCUUUGAAAGUGACUGGAUAUACAGUGUUGUGUGUUGUAAUAAAGUUCUGAUUUUACAA